AUGGAGAUUUCAAAGCCCAAGUUGAAAGUGCUGAAAAAACGUUGCUCCAGUCUUUUUGCGACCAUAAAACGGGAGAUGAGUUUUACAAAAAGCUUUGAGGACCAAGAGUGUGAAUUCCCCUUUUCACAGGACAGCUCUGUGAAAGCGUGGACAUCUAUGGACAACCUUGAUACGCCUGAGGAGAAAAAAAGUGCAAAACAAAAUACGAAAAAAUCAGUACCAAACCCAAGGAAAUCAAACAUUGUCAACCUGAAUGUUGGUGGAAAGGUGUUUCAUAUCCCAAAGCAUUUGGUCCUGAAACAUCCAACAACCAGGAUUGGAGUCCUUGUCCUCUGUAACAAUCCGGUCAAGCGUCUGACACUCUGUGACGAUUACAAUGUUCAGAUUGACGAGUUCUUUUUUGACAGGGACCCCAUGUUUUUCCACUACAUCUUCCACUUCUAUUGCACUAAUGUCCUGUGGGUGAUGGAUAGUCUCUGCCCGGUCAACUUUGAGCAAGAAAUGUCAUUCUGGGGGUUGAAACCGAAGGACACUCCAAGGUGCUGCCGCAUUCUGUUUGAGGAGAAAGUGGACGACAUCAGAGACCAACUGAAGGUGAACCAGGAGUUGAUUGAUGAGAUCAAGCCUCACCAGGAUGGCGAGGGAUACAAAGCCAUGUUUCUUGGAAACCUUCGGGAGAUCAUCUGGGACUUGAUCGAGAAUCCUUACUCCUCACUGUCAGCCAAAGCCUUUGCUGUGUUUUCCAGUCUCUUUGUGCUCGUCUCUAUUGUUGCCAUGACAAUGAAUACAGUAAAUGAACUCGGGCAAUACAAACUUGCUGGCAAAACCUACAUGGAGUGGAUAGAGGUAUCGUCCAUCCUUUUCUUCACCUUGGAGUACUUUCUGCGGUUACUCACAACAUCCAACAUCAAACAUUUUUUGAGGAGUGGCCUCAACUUUGUUGAUGUGGUGGCUGUGAUGCCCUACUUCCUCCAGAUCAUGUUUGAGACAUUUGUUAUGGAUUCAGAAAAUGUCGGUGCAAAGGAAGACUUGAAGGCUCUGGCGAGGGUCAGUAAAGUCAGCAAGGUGCUCAAGGUUGUCAAGUUGAUGCGCAUCUUCUGUAUCUUGAAGCUGGCCCGUCACUCCACGGGCAUGAGGGCGUUUGGCUUUACCAUCCGACAGUGCUCUGAGCAGGUUUGCUGUUUGUUUCUGUUCAUUGCCAUGGGCAUCUUCACCUUCUCUGCUCUGAUGCACUCUGUGGAGAUGGAUCAGCCUGGGACACCGUUCAGCAGCAUACCAGAUGCCUGGUGGUGGGCUGCGGUGAGUAUCUCCACUGUGGGCUAUGGAGACGUCGUCCCUAUCUCCUAUCUUGGCCGCUGUGUGGCGUUCGGCUGCAUCUCUUUCGGCAUCAUCCUCAAUGGAAUGCCCAUCUCCAUCCUGUUCAACAAGUUUUCUGACUAUUACGCAAAACUGAAGGAACAGGAAUACAUAUUUUCAAACACUGAGCGCACCUUCGAGCUCAAGAAACAUCUGCGGCGUAAGUUUGACAACUGCUUUGAACCCCAGAUAGAGGAGUCUGAUUACGAGAUACACUAUCGGCCCAGUGGCAGGCAAACUAUCCGCGAGAGCGAAGAGUUAGCUGCCCACUAGCUGCGAUCUCGC
Messenger RNA from Pseudoliparis swirei, 1641 nucleotides. Its product is annotated as potassium voltage-gated channel subfamily V member 2. The record is from RefSeq and is a predicted model, not a curated record. Gene Ontology annotation, cellular component: membrane; voltage-gated potassium channel complex. Lineage: Eukaryota; Metazoa; Chordata; Actinopteri; Perciformes; Liparidae. Gene Ontology annotation, molecular function: delayed rectifier potassium channel activity. Gene Ontology annotation, biological process: protein homooligomerization; potassium ion transmembrane transport. Bases 1 to 1629 code for a protein of 542 amino acids. The transcript has 4 exons.